GAGCGACCUGUGGCCAGUAACACGGCAGACAGUUGGAGGGCAAAGUUUACCGGGGAGCGUGUAUAUCUAGUUCUUGGCCGCCGCUGAGGACGCAGGCAGGCAGGCAGGCUUCAGCUGCGCGGAGAGCCGCGGGUCGCGGAGCCGGUGUGCGAAUCCGUGCAGCAUGUAGCCAGGACCGAGGACAGCUGCUAUAUCGUGCCCUGCCCUUGUCUCUGCCGUGGCCCGCUGUCCGCUCCCGUCCGCUGUCCCGAUCCGAGCCCCGGUGACCCGCUUUGAGCCAUGGGCGGGAGUCUGGGUUGCCACCGCUCGAUUCCCAGGGACCCCACGGACUUCAGCUGCGGAAAGCGCAAAUUCAGCGCCGCGUGUAACUUCGGCCACAUCCUGGUGAACCAGGAGCGGCUCAACAUCAACAUAGCCACCGAGGAGGAACUCAUGACUCUCCCGGGAGUCAACCGCACCGUUGCACAGAAUAUCGUGGAGUACCGAGACUGCAUCGGGGGGUUUAAAAAGGUGGAGGACCUGGCUCUGGUGAGCGGGAUCGGGGCCACCAAGCUGGAGGCGAUCAAACUGGAAAUAUGCGUCUCCAGCAGGACCAGUUCGUCCCAGCACUCGCCGUCCUCCCUGCGCAAAGACCUGGAUCACCAGUCCUGCACCGGCAUGAACAUUAACACCGCCACCCCGGCGCAGCUAAUGAGCAUCCGGGGCAUCACGGAGAAGCUAGCCAAGAACAUCGUGGUCUACCGGGGGGAACACGGCCCGUUCAAAAGCAUCGAGGACCUGGUGAGGGUCAACCAAAUCAACAGCUCCUUGCUGGACAAAAUCCGCUUCCAGGUGUUCGUGGAGCGCUCCAGAGCGCCGUCCACCAACACCAACGGUGGGCUGACCUGCACCACCAAGUCCCACCCCAGCCCGACUUCAUUCAGCUUCAGGAGCGACGACCUGGACCUCCCGCCCGGCGGACCGAGCCAGAUCGUCUCCGUGCGGCCCGACGUGGAGCGCCCGCAGGGUUUGCGGGACGGGAAGCCCGUGGUGCGGCUGGCCACCUGGAGUCUGCAGGGCUGCUCCUGUGACAAGGCCAACAACCCGGGGGUCAAAGAGGUGGUGUGCAUGACCCUGCUGGAGAAUGACAUCAAGUUACUGGCAGUGCAGGACCUGGUGGAGCGGGAGGCUCUUGAUAAGUUCUGUGUAGAAUUAAACCAAGGAACAUUGGCGAGCAUACGGAAGUGGAAAUGGCCACGAGGCCUGUGGAAAAGCGUUGUGUCUGACAAACCCACCGGGCACUCCAGCAAGGGAGUGAGCUACUCUGGGUUUCUGUGGGACAGCUCGUCUGGUAUUGACCUGAAGGAUGCUGCAGUCCUGGAGUCUCCUGUUGUCAAUGGCAAUGGCAAUCAUACCUACCCGCGACUCUACAUGGCUCACUUUUUUGUUGGUUCAUACGAACUGACAGUGGUGAACGUCCACAUGCAGGCCACAGCCUCCACAGGAGAGUCCAAUGGCAAGAACCACAACACAGAUGAAGUCAAGUGUCAGCGCCUCUCCCCAAGUAUCCAGGAGACACUCAAAGGUGAGAAGGAGGUGGUAGUGCUGGGAGAUUUUGGCUCCUCCCCUCAGAGCUCAGAGUUGGACAUCCUGAGAAAAGAGAAGCUCUGUGCCCUGGUACCAUCCACCCAGUUCACCAACAUCAGCACCCGCUCACCACAGGGCACCCACUGCCUAGAUAACAUCUGGGUCAGUCGCUCCCUUAAGAAGAUCUGUUCUGGCCACUGCAUGGUAGUGCGGGAGGGCUUGACUAACCCCUGGAUCCCAGAUAACUGGUCAUGGGGUGGUGUGGCGUCAAAUCAUUGCCCUGUGGUUGCUGAGUUUUUUGCAGAUGUAUCCCCUAAGGAGCUGAGCAGGCCUGGUAUGGCAGUGGUGGACACAAGAGACAUUAUGCCGAAACAUGAGCGGUGACAACAUCCACAGUCACAGUAGAGACAAUGGUGGAUGACAUCAGAAUGACUUUCUCCUUUCUGGAUCCGGCUUUAUCCUGGUUUGCCAUGGAAUAAAAAGUUUCCUGAUGAAUGUGAACAAGUGCCAAGAUUGCCUUUUAGGCUUCAGUUUCUCAAUGUAUAAUAGUAACUGGUAGGUCAUAGAACCAUACAGAUGUUCAGACAAAGAAUAUAUAAUGUACUUUAAAAAGAAAUGUGCCAAACAUUUUCUAUAUGUAUAUUAAAUAAAGAUAAAUUGAUAGAUGUUCCUGCUGGUAUGAAUAAUAAUCAUUAAUGCAAAUAAGUGCAGCAUCCAAUCAGAAUCGUCUGAAAGAUCCAGGUCAAUGGAGGCUGUGCUUUAACACUCAUCUGUUCCGUCAGUGGAGAGUAAGAUCACAUCUCAGCUGUGGAGCUCAUGAAGGCUUUGCUCUUCAGUUACGUAAGCCAGGCCUCUCUGUGCACGUGUGAGCUGCCAUCUUCCUCUCUGAUGGAAAUGCGAUACCAGGGCACAGUGCCAACAGAGGGCACUGCUGCUGCCUCAACUGCUCAUUAACCAGCACCAGGAUGAUGCUUUUAAACGGGCAAAGACUGAAAUAAUCCUUUAUUCAUGUUUUUUAUAUCAAUCAGCGAUAUAAUCAAUAAAAAAAUAAAUAAUAAAGAAAGCUAUGAAAUAAACAUAUGAACAGAAUUACAUGGCAUCACAGACAGCUACUGGGGACUAUGUUAUAUCAAGAGAGCCUAUCUGAGAAUAUACAGUAUUUGUUGCUCAUUGUAAAUUUGUAGAAAAUACAGAUUAACCCAUACUGUGCAAUAACAAAAACAUGUAAAAUGAUCUCUAUGCUGUUAUUUUCGUCUCUGGUUGACAGUGAGCUAAUCAAUGCAAUUGGCUGCUGACAUGUCUGGAUGGAAUAACAAGAUGAGAGGCUGUGUCCGAAAACACUACAUAUGUACUAUAUAGUGCACCAUAUAUACUUUCUGUGAUUUUUAUUGCAUGUCCGCUUUUAUCUCCUAGCUUCCAGUUUCUAUUAGUGCCUACAGCAAAUAAAGAAAAAAAGUCGUAGUCCCUAUCAGGUCAGACAGCCUACUAUAAAACUGGGAACACACCCAAGUGUUUGAAGAAGUUUGAUCCAAUACACCACAUAUAUUGGAUUAAAAACAUUAUCUUUGGCACAGAGUUAGGUUCGGCAUUAACUAGCUUACAACUAGUUCAAUUAGUUUUUAGUGUUUAUGUUUCUAUGGUGAAAAGUAUCAACAGCUCUGAGCCAAACUUAGCUUGUUACACAAUAAUAAGCCCAUAUCAUUGAAAUCUAGGCCGUUGAGUGUAAUAGUUGAACU
This is a messenger RNA of Xiphias gladius (swordfish), 3302 nucleotides long. It is a transcript of the gene eepd1, whose product is annotated as endonuclease/exonuclease/phosphatase family domain containing 1. NCBI's taxonomy places the organism in Eukaryota, Metazoa, Chordata, Actinopteri, Istiophoriformes, Xiphiidae. The transcript has 8 exons. The record is from RefSeq and is a predicted model, not a curated record. Gene Ontology annotation, biological process: DNA repair. Bases 280 to 1950 code for a protein of 556 amino acids. Gene Ontology annotation, cellular component: plasma membrane. Gene Ontology annotation, molecular function: catalytic activity; DNA binding.